AAAUUAACUACAGAUACAAUGUAAAAUGAGGCUUCUCAAAACAAACUGGCUAACAAUAAUACAGAGAAGGCCUAUAUCCAUCUUAUGUCGCUGUCACAAGGUUGAAACAAACAAUGGAGACGGUAUCAGUUUCCCAGGGAGGGAAACAAGAACCUACCAGGAAUGGAAAUCAUGGAAGCUUUAUAAUAUAAAGAGUCGGGGCAUGGUCAGAUUACAAGGAGCUGAUGUGUUUCCAUUUUUACAAGGACUAGUCACCAAUGAUGUAUUCCUGCUGAGUGGGGAGAGGGAGUCGAUUUAUACCAUGAUGUUAAAUUCUCAAGGCAGAGUGCUGUAUGAUAUGAUAAUAUACAAAAAAAAUCUUGACAAUGAGACUUCAUGUGUUCUGAUAGAAUGUGACCAUGAAGUGUCGAAAGAAGUUAUUUCACUUUUUAAAAAAUACAAAAUUAGAAAAAAGGUUGAUAUAACUGAAGUAAGUGAUGAAUACAGGACCUUUGCAGCUCUCCCAUCAGAAGAGUUAGGAAAGAGGUUAUGGCUGCCAUUUAAACAAGGGGAGGUCACUCUGGCACAUCCUGAUCCACGAUUAGAACAGUUUGGUUGGAGAGUUGUAGCAAAAGACGGGUCUGAAGUUCUUGCAGCAAUAGACCCAGGUUGCGAGAUAGAAACCAGGGAGGAGAAGGAAUACCACAUACAGAGAUACAAAGUGGGGCUACCAGAGGGGACUGUGGACCUACCCCCAGGAAACUGUCUACCACUGGAGAGUAACCUGGUCUUCCAUGAUGGAGUGAGUUUUACCAAGGGCUGUUACAUUGGUCAGGAGCUGACUGCCCGGUCUUAUCACACUGGAGUCAUCAGGAAACGACUGGCUCCCAUAGAGUUCGAAAGGGUACCAGAAAACAUACAAUCAGGAGUUACCAUAGAAACAGAGGAUACCAAAAAAAAUGCUGGAAAGUACAGGAAUUCGGUGGAUAGGUUUGGAUUAGGACUGAUUAGAUUGGCUGAAAUGAAAAAGAGGCUGGUGAUUCCUUCAUCAGACGGACAUUUAUACAGUGUGAAGGCUCAUAUUCCAAGCUGGUGGCCACAAGAAGGGGAGAUAACUGUGCAACAAUAACCGUGAUAAUUUUGUGUGGCUCUUUGCAUGUUGAAAUUGAAGAUUUGACAGCAUAUUUUGCAAAGCAAAGUGAUCCUUGUCAUAUGAUUUGUUAAUUGGUUUUAAUGCUCUAUUUAUUUAGCUUUUUUUGAGUGAAUAAUGAAAUUAAUAAGAAAAGUUUGGACAUUUCAGGAUAUUAUUUAAAAAUGUAUAAUGUACCAUAUUUUAUAUGAAUCAAUAAGCUAAAAUCCAAUUACUGUUGUUAUUUGUUAAUUUUUUAUUUAAUUUCAUCAUGAUUCAAUUUUGGCAACAGUUAUUCAGAUAAUUUCAUGGAAAUUUAUCUAAUGAUAUUUAUAUCAGGAACAUUUGCUGAAAUAAAAAUCUCUU
Magallana angulata is the source of this 1474-nucleotide messenger RNA. RefSeq names its product putative transferase CAF17 homolog, mitochondrial. Lineage: Eukaryota; Metazoa; Mollusca; Bivalvia; Ostreida; Ostreidae. The transcript is spliced from 6 exons. The record is from RefSeq and is a predicted model, not a curated record. Gene Ontology annotation, cellular component: mitochondrial matrix. The coding region runs from base 26 to 1108 and encodes 360 amino acids. Gene Ontology annotation, molecular function: protein binding.